Molecule: messenger RNA, 1483 nt
Organism: Magallana angulata
Lineage: Eukaryota; Metazoa; Mollusca; Bivalvia; Ostreida; Ostreidae
Product: multiple epidermal growth factor-like domains protein 10
Exons: 4
Coding region: 198-1208 (336 amino acids)
Molecular function (GO): scavenger receptor activity
Source: RefSeq, a predicted model, not a curated record
UCGAUCUAACUAGAGAUGAUUUGGAUUGAAAUCAUUUACAUUGCGGAAAUCAAUGCUUAUGAUAAUCAUCUUACCUUUGAUUUCAGUAUUAACAACACGCGGAAAUGAUGACAUUUACAAUUCAUAAAUCCAAUUGCUGCACUUUAAUUCCUUGGAUAUCCACGGCAGAAAAUUUUUACUAGUUCAAUAAACAAAGUAUGUGUGAUGGAAAAGGAGGCGUUACAAGGGAUGGAAUUACGUUUACGUGUUGUUACAACUAUUAUUACAACGGAUCAUCAUGUGUACGUUGUCUUGCUGGAUUUUAUGGAACUGAUUGUUUUAAAAAUUGUGACAACGGCUUUUAUGGUGAACGAUGCAGCUAUAAAUGCAAAUGCACUGCAGAGCAAUUUUGCCAUCAUAUAACUGGAUGCAUUUUUGGUAAUAGCGGAAGACCAGAGAUUCCCGUUAGAGGUUAUGAAAAUUCUAGCACCGAUCACAGUUCAGAGAUUUCCUACAGAGGUUAUGAAAAUUCAAGCACCGAUCAUGUUCCAGCUUCCUCCAACUCACCUGUACUUUCUUUGACCUCGACAUCACCUACAACAAAUAUUCAGUUUCCCUUGCAAACCACCAUUUUUAUUUUUGCAAUCGGCAGUGUAAUGGCGCUUUUCCUUUGUAUAAUUGUUGUACAGUUUUGUAUUAAGCUUCGAAUAAAACGAAAAAAGUAUACACAACAGAUGUCCGUCCAACAGAAACCAGUCAAAGAGGAAGACACUUAUAAUGAAAUUACUGAGUCUUUAAUGGGCAUAGAAGGAGACGAUAGCCGCAAUGAACAACGACAUGUUGGUAAAUAUGAUGAGUUACAAGCAACAAAUCAAGACACUGGCGUACCAUAUGAUAAGAUCAAGACCAAAGCACAUUAUCAAGACAUUAGUGAUUCUCUAAUAGACUCGUCUUGCAAUUCGGAUUCAAGCAACAGCAAUACAUCAUAUUUAAAGCCAAAGACUAACGAAAGUCAUAGUUACAUAGAUGUUAUGGAAUCCAGUACUACAAAAAGUGAAAUCACAAUUCAAAACAGUCCCGUCAACUCGACAAAUGAUAGCAGCAAAAUGUCAACUCAAUACCUAGAUCCAAUCUACAGUAUACAUAAUGAUGCAAUCGUAUUACAGAGCCAUGAAAUUGGUGACAACAAUGAUGCAUAUCUUGAUGUUACUCACGAUACAUUUCUUUAAUACAUUGAGUUUUGUAUUAUAUUACACAGGACAGUGUUUCUUAUAUAAAGAAUAACGAGAAUUUUGUUUUAAUCAAUUUUCUUAAAAUAGAUAAGUAUUUGUUACAAUGUAGAUUGCAUUUAUUUGUUAGCGUAAACUAACAGAUGUUUAAAUAUAAGCCAUCGGGUAAAACAUGUUUUACCUUACAAAAUAGGUAUAAACAUGCCAGUAUCAUUAUAGACAUGGUUUUCCGCAAAGAUGCUAUUUUUUUUUAAUUUAUUUAUCAGGACAAUUUU